Messenger RNA from Papaver somniferum (opium poppy), 1667 nucleotides. RefSeq names its product purine permease 3-like. The transcript is spliced from 2 exons. Gene Ontology annotation, molecular function: purine nucleoside transmembrane transporter activity. Gene Ontology annotation, cellular component: membrane. The record is from RefSeq and is a predicted model, not a curated record. Bases 192 to 1346 code for a protein of 384 amino acids. Lineage: Eukaryota; Viridiplantae; Streptophyta; Magnoliopsida; Ranunculales; Papaveraceae.
UAUAUUAGACUGUUAGAUUCACGAAGCUUUUUACACAACAGCGAUGCAAGGAGCAUCAAAGGUUAGGACAACUCUGUUGGUCAUCAUCCAUUAUAUAAGAAACACCUUCACCUUGUACUCCUUCACAACUUUCUCUUUAAAUCUUUCCAUCUCUCUCUAAUCGAUCAUCAUUUCAAGUGCCUACUUCCACAAUGAUCAUCGAAACACUAGAUAUCCUGGGACCAAAUCAGAAUGGCAAUUCAGGAACCCAUACUCAAAAACCAAUCAAAACCAGAAACUGGCUGCUGAUCAUUAUUAACUGCGCCUUAGUUUUUUGUGGUGUUAUAGGUGGUCCUCUCUUAAUGAGACUGUACUAUCUUCAUGGUGGUAGUCGUAAAUGGCUUAGUAGUUUUCUGCAAACUGCUGGUUUCCCAGUUCUCAUAUUUCCUCUCAUUUUUCUCUACAUUAAACCGAAAUUGUCAACACAAAACAACGAUCAAAGUUCUUCCUUUUUUAUGGAACCAAAGUUGUUUCUUUGGAGUGCCAUAGUUGGAAUCGUGUUUGGUGUUUCUAAUUUCAUGUACGCAUUGGGUUUAUCUUAUCUUCCAGUAUCAACUUCGACAAUUCUCUUUGCAACUCAACUGUGUUUCACAGCAAUUUUUGCAUGGUUAAUUGUGAAACAAAAAUUUACAGCAUUUAUUAUAAAUGCAGUGAUUGUAAUGACACUAGGAUCGAUCUUAUUGGGUAUUAAUACCAAUGGUGAUAGACCAAUUGGGGUAUCAAAAACUCAGUACUUAAUAGGGUUUCUUAUGACGUUAGCUGCUGCUGCUCUAACUGGCCUCGGGACGCCUUUUGUUGAGCUUUCUUUCAUUAAAGCCACCAGAAAUAUUACUUAUCCAACUUUGUUACAGUUUCAAGUCAUUCUUUGUCUGUUUGGAACCUGCCUCAACGUCAUUGGGAUGCUAAUAAAUAAGGAUUUUCAGGCUAUACCCAGAGAAGCAGACAUGUUCGAGCUUGGGAAAAGCAAGUAUUAUAUGAUAAUAUGCUUGACUGCAUUGACAUGGCAAUUAUCAGGAAUUGGACUCGUAGGCCUAAUUUUGUACACAAAUGCUCUUUUCAACGGUAUAUACGUAUCCGUUCUUGUUCCGUUCACAGAAGUUGCAGCGGUCAUAUUUUUCCAUGAGAAGUUUACGGGAUUAAAGGGAAUGGCAUUGGCAUUAUGUCUUUGGGGUUUCUCUUCCUAUUUCUAUGGAGAAUACAAGAUGAUGAAUAAAGUGGGUGAUAAUGAAACACAUGAGAAAAUCGAGGAAGCCGAAAGCGAGCCCAAAAGAUUAGAGGAUCAACAAGCACCAUACAGUACUGUAUGAAUACAUGUUUUCCAAGGUUUUCUCUUCCAUAUUAUAUAAUUUCGCCAGUAUAAGCGUUUAUGUUAGGUCAUUUGGCUUUGAGAUAAAAAGAGAGGGACAUACCGCCAAAAUGUUAGCAAUGUAUUCAAUGGCGGAGUCAGUUUGAAGGCAGAAGGGGACAAAAAAUAAUAAAUCUCAACGUGUAUUUAAAACAAUGAAUAAUAAGAUCACUUUUGAGAUAAUUUGUAUAAAUGUAUAUGUAAAAAGACUUCAGGAGCCAUUAGUAAGUGGAAUGACUGAAUAAGUAAUGCCUUUGUUAUUGUUUGAGAAAAUUGUCUAUCA